Messenger RNA from Panicum hallii, 1493 nucleotides. Its product is annotated as monooxygenase 1-like. Gene Ontology annotation, molecular function: FAD binding. The coding region runs from base 183 to 1394 and encodes 403 amino acids. Lineage: Eukaryota; Viridiplantae; Streptophyta; Magnoliopsida; Poales; Poaceae. The transcript is spliced from 6 exons. The record is from RefSeq and is a predicted model, not a curated record.
GGCGCGUGUGCCCCCGUGGCGGCGAUGCUGCCGGCCUGAUCAACUUCGGUUCAAUCACUACGAUGACGCACGUGGGCUCGGGGCGGUUGUAGUUGUAGAGCACAUUACGUUCCUCCUCCUAUAAGUCCAGGGCGCAUGCCCACACAACUACACAAGGAGAGCAAACAAAGAAAGAAGGAAACAUGACGGAGGCGCAUGGCAUCGUCAUCGUCGGCGGCGGCAUCUGCGGCCUCGCCACCGCUCUCGCUCUCCACCGGAAAGGGAUCGCUAGCCUUGUGCUGGAGAAGUCCGAGGUCUUGCGAGCAGAGGGCGCGGGCAUCGGUGUUCAGGCCAACGGGUGGCGAGCUCUCGAGCAGCUUGGCGUUGCCGGAGAGCUCCGGAAGACCGCCGGUCUCAUCACCUCGUAUCAUGACGUGUGGCUGCAGGGAGACAAGAGUACCCGGGAUCGGUAUCCAGUCAGGACGGAGCUCCGGUGCUUGAACAGAAAGGACCUGAUCGAGGCGCUGGCCAAGGACCUCCCUGCCGGGGCUAUCCGAUUCGGCUGCCGCAUCGCCGCCGUCCACGAGGAUCCCGGCGGCCAUGGCGCCGCCGUCCUUACAAUGGCCGACGGCGCUACCAUCAAGGCCAAGGUCCUGAUCGGGUGCGACGGCGGCACGAACUCGGUGGUGGCCAGGUACCUCGGACUGCCGCCGGUGAGGACGAUCCCUCGCCUGGUGCUGCGCGGGUUCACGAGCUACCCGCACGGGCACCCCUUCAAGAACGAGUUCCUCCGCCUGAGGGUCGGGGAUUUCUUCAUCGGGCGGCUGACGAUCACUGACAACCUGGUCCAUUUCUUCGUCACCAUGCCCACACCUUCCCCAGAUGCAGGGCUCGCCGGCGCGGACUUGAGGGACGUGAGGGAUCUGGUGCUGAAGGAACUGGAGGAACACCGGUGCCCGGCCGAGAUCACGGAGGUGGUCCGGGGGUCGGACCCGGAGUCCCUCAACCUGGUGACCAAGUUCUGGUACCGGCCGCCCUGGGAGGUCGCGCUCGGCGGCUUCCAGAAGGGCGCCGUGACGGUCGCCGGCGACGCGAUGCACGCCAUGGGCCCGUUCAUCGGCCAGGGCGGCUCGGCGGGGCUGGAGGACGCCGUCGUGCUCGCCCGGACGCUGGCGCGGGCCGCUGGCGGCGCGGGGGAAGGGGAAGACGGGGAGGCUGCGGUCGGCGGGGCGAUCGGGGCGUACAUCAGGGAGAGGAGGCUGCGGCUGGUGUUGCUGUCUCUAGAGUCGUACAUCAUGGGGGUCUUGCUGGUGCGCUCGCCGUCGCCGGCCGUGAAGCUCGCCUGCGUGGCCGUGCUGGUUCUCUUAGGCAGCAAGUCGCUCAGGCAUGCCAACUUUGACUGCGGUCGCCUCUAGGCUAGCUAGGCUCUAGCUAGCGCUUCCUUGUGGAUCGUGGCGCCUAGUCAGCUGAGCUGUCAUGUGGAUAAUUGGAUUUACAUAUGUUUGAUUUCGAAA